GGCUCGGGGCGGGCUCGGCUCCCGGCGGCGGGAGAGCGGGAGCGGGGGCCCGGAACGCCGGCAACAUGAAUGCGGAGAACCAAGAUGUGCUGCUGGAUCUGGAGGGGGAGGAGGAGGAGGAGGGGGAGGAGGAAGAUGAUGAUGAUGGAGAGACCGUCUUGGAACUGAACAAGGUGAUUAUUCCCACUUAUGGAACUGUGCCGGAUCAGCAAAACCUUCAUACUCCUGAAUGGGUGGAUUUUGAUGGUAAGGCUGACUCCUUGUUCUUCAGUGAUGGGCAGCGAAGAAUUGACUUUGUUUUGGUGUAUGAAGAUGAAAGUAGAAAAAUGACUCAUAAGAGGAGUGAUCGUAAAAAGCAGAAGAGGAAGAGACAAGUAUAUGAAUCAAACCUGAUAAACAACGGCUUGCAACUUGAAGCAACGAGAUCGGUUUUGGAUGAAAAACUUAUUUUUGUGAAAGUGCAUGCACCUUGGGAAGUGCUGUGCACAUAUGCUGAGGUUCUGCACAUCAAAUUGCCCCUGCAACCCAAUGACCUGAAAACCCGAGACUCAGCUUUCAACUGGUUUAGCAGACUCUUCACAGUGGAUGAAAAUAUCAUCAAACCUGAGCAAGAGUUUUUCACUGCCCCUUUUCAAAAGGAGCUUUUGUCCAGCUUUUAUGUCCAAGACAAAGACACAUUUUUCAAUCCUGCAACUAGAAGCCGAAUUGUUCAUUUUAUCCUGUCCCGUGUGGAAUAUGCAACCAAAAACAAUGUGAAAAAGUUUGGCAUUAACAAAUUACUGGACACUGGAAUCUACAAAGCAGCAUUUCCCCUUCAUGAUUCUAGUUUUAGGCACCUGUCAACCGAUCCCAACUGCCCAAGUGAACGAUACCUUCUCUACAGAGAAUGGGCUCAUCCCAAAAACAUUUUCAAACUGCAGCCCCUGGAUUUCAUCAGGAAAUACUACGGCGAGAAAAUUGGAAUCUACUUUGCUUGGCUGGGCUUUUAUACUAACAUGCUGAUCAUGGCUGCGAUUGUAGGAGUUGGCUGUUUUCUGUAUGGAUGCCUGACAAAGGACAACUGCACAUGGAGCCAAGAAGUAUGUGAUCCCAACAUAGGAGGUAAAAUCAUCAUGUGCCCUCAGUGUGAUAAAGUAUGUACCUACUGGAACCUCACCAUCACUUGUGAAUCAUCCAAGAAACUCUGUAUAUUUGAUAGCUUUGGAACACUGGUGUUUGCAGUAUUUAUGGGAAUAUGGGUUACUUUGUUUCUGGAGUUUUGGAAGCGACGGCAGGCUGAACUGGAGUAUGAAUGGGACACAGUUGAGUACUUAGAGCAAGAAGAACAAGUUCGCCCGGAAUAUGAAGCUCGGUGCACUCAUGUAGUGAUGAAUGAAAUCUCACAGCAAGAAGAACACGUGCCAUACACUGCCUGCGGGAAGUGCAUGCGGAUGACUUUCUGUACAAGUGCUGUCUUCUUCUGGAUUCUUUUGAUUAUUGCUUCAGUUAUUGGAAUCAUUGUCUAUAGGCUCUCAGUUUUCCUGGCAUUUUCUGCAACGUUGUCACAGCACAUUAGUGGAACAGACGCAAUCCGCAAGUACCUGACUCCACAGACAGCCACUUCAGUAACUGCUUCACUCAUCAGCUUUGUAGUCAUUAUGGUUCUCAACAUUAUCUAUGAAAAAGUGGCAAUCCUGAUUACUGACUUCGAGCUUCCAAGGACACAAACUGAUUAUGAAAACAGUCUGACCACAAAGAUGUUCUUGUUUCAAUUUGUCAACUACUAUUCUUCAUGCUUCUACAUAGCCUUCUUUAAGGGCAAAUUUGUAGGCCACCCUGGAAAUCCAGUUUAUUGGCUAGGAAAGUAUCGCAAUGAAGAGUGUGAUCCAGGUGGAUGUCUCCUUGAGCUCACAACCCAGCUUGCCAUCAUAGUAGGAGGUAAAGCAAUCUGGAACAACAUUCAAGAAGUGCUUCUUCCUUGGGUUAAGAAUCUAAUCGGAAGAUACUGUGCAGCUGCUAGAUCAGAAAAAGUCAUUCCACGCUGGGAACAUGACUACCACCUGCAACCCAUUGGAAAACUUGGACUGUUUUAUGAGUAUCUUGAAAUGGUUAUACAGUUUGGCUUUGUCACUCUGUUUGUGGCAUCGUUCCCCCUGGCUCCUCUUCUGGCCCUUAUUAACAACAUGUUGGAAAUCCGGUUGGAUGCGUGGAAGUUGACAACCCAGUUCAGGCGCAUGGUUCCACAGAAGGCACAAGACAUCGGUGCCUGGCAGCCUAUCAUGCAAGGCAUAGCCAUUCUAGCUGUAGUCACCAAUGCUAUGAUCAUUGCUUUUACGUCUGAUAUGAUUCCUCGCCUGGUUUAUUACUGGUCCUUUUCAGUCCCUCCUUAUGGAAGUCACAGCAGUCACACUAUGAAAGGGUAUAUAAACAGUACACUUUCUGUCUUCAAUAUAUCAGACUUCAAGAAUGCAAGCAAGCCAUUUUCCCCAUGGUUUGUAAACCAAACAUGCAGAUACCGGGAUCUCCGCUACCCUCCUGGUCAUCAGCACCAGUAUGAGCAUAACAUAUACUACUGGCAUGUCAUUGCAGCCAAGCUGGCAUUCGUCAUUGUCAUGGAGCAUGUCAUAUACUUUGUGAAGUUCAUUAUUUCAUACUUAAUUCCGGAUGUAUCACAAAAGACCAAGAGCCAGGUCAAACGAGAGAAGUACCUAACACAGAAACUCUUGCAUGAGAACGAUCUCAAAAUUGUGAAGAAAACCAUGGGCAAAAUAGCCGACAAAAUUAUCCAAGGAGUUGACAGCACUUUCCGACCUAAAGCUGACUAAGUACUUUUUUAUAUGGAAUAACAGUAUUUAGCCAACUAAUACCUGUCCAAGUAUUACCAAUCGCUAACCAAACACUUUGGAUUAAUUCCCUUUACUAAGCAUUGUUUCUUGCAGCUGUUACCUGCUCAUUUACCUCUUGCCCUUGGACAAAAGCAACCACUGCGACUCAGAGAAGAGUUACCAAUUUUUUAAACAGCUUUAGUAGGACAUACUUUUUUAACAUGUGAAGAUAAAAAUUGUCUAUCAUCUCACGACGAUGAACAUUAAUUCUGAAAUACAUAGAGUGCUUUCCACUUUAGGCAAGAGCUAUUAGAUCUCUCCUUUUGACUUGAAUAAAACCUUAAGAGCAAGAAA
Molecule: messenger RNA, 3158 nt
Organism: Pezoporus occidentalis (night parrot)
Lineage: Eukaryota; Metazoa; Chordata; Aves; Psittaciformes; Psittacidae
Gene: ANO6
Product: anoctamin 6
Exons: 20
Coding region: 66-2804 (912 amino acids)
Biological process (GO): chloride transmembrane transport; calcium activated phosphatidylserine scrambling; calcium activated phosphatidylcholine scrambling
Cellular component (GO): plasma membrane
Molecular function (GO): chloride channel activity; protein dimerization activity
Source: RefSeq, a predicted model, not a curated record